Molecule: messenger RNA, 3747 nt
Organism: Hylaeus volcanicus
Lineage: Eukaryota; Metazoa; Arthropoda; Insecta; Hymenoptera; Colletidae
Gene: dgo
Product: ankyrin repeat domain-containing protein 6
Exons: 11
Coding region: 990-3449 (819 amino acids)
Biological process (GO): protein ubiquitination
Cellular component (GO): cytoplasm
Molecular function (GO): protein binding; ubiquitin-protein transferase activity
Source: RefSeq, a predicted model, not a curated record
GGAGUUCUGUAGUCAUUUCUUUUGAUCGUAACUAGACUGCGAAUGUUGGCCAUUUAUGACUAGUGAAAAUGUGGGGAAAUGCACGUGAUUGCGCACUAAUGCAAAAAUAUAUGAAGUAGCAUCAAUGAUAUACGUGUUACACUGUCUAAAAGAUAUUAUCCUCUCGAGGGACGAAUUUUAAAUGAAUUAUGUUUGCUCUGAUCGAAUACACACAAACGAGAGCAAUUUUGAUCUGUAAAUCGAUUUUAACAUAUAAAUAUAUUGUCUCAUUUGAAUAUGGCAUACGUUUCAAUUUUAAAAGGUAUCGCGAUUGCAAGUAACGAUAAUUUUAAUACGAAAGCAAUGAUACACGUAUGUGUCAACCCAUCAUUCCUCAAGAUGUUAAUUCGUGGUUAUUUUCGUGUUCGUGAAUUAAUCAAUGUUCAAGGUGAACAAUAAGUGAAGCUAUUUCGCAUUGUGAAAAUUGAUCGAAAAAUGUUAAUCGCAUUUGGUGGAAUACGGCGCUAUUAACGCCGCGACGAAACGUGGUGAUUUCAAUGCCCGCAUGAGAAAGUUGCAACGGGUCAUGCGUACGGUCCAAGAUCAUUCGUUCGCUACAAGUUUCAUUUAUCGCUUACAGAUAUAAAAUCUGGAUUCAUUCCGCGUUGUAGACUUGCUUGCACUUGAGAAGAGUUCAACAAUUGAAGUAUUAUUAAUCAUUGGCGUACAUAUGGGGUUCACGUGUUUCGUAAAACAACGUGGAAGACAAUUAAAAGUGCAAACGACGAAGAGAUAAUUACCGUGGGUGGACGUUGUGCACGUUGCGGGAAGUCGAGGACAACAGUUGAAGUUCUAAAAUUGAAGUUGUGAAAUCGAUCAGUGUUUGUGAUGUGCUUUCAAAUGUAAAUGACACAGUGUACUCGGAGUAUGGUAUAAUUUUCACUCCUGCCUGGAUUAUAAAUAUUGGCAAUUCAAUUUUGGACGCCAUGUAUGGCUGAUGCGUGGCUGGAAUGGCAGAAAAGUUGCGCGAGGCGGCCGCACGUGGCGACGUUGCGCGGGUUGCGCGUCUCCUCGACGAAGAUAUUAAACCACUGCCGGAUGAGAAUGGCAGAAGUCCUCUUCUGCUGGCAGCUGCUGGCGGUCAUGUGGACGUCUGCGAGGCUCUGCUUCUUCGAGAAAUCGACGUCAACGCUGCAGACAAUACCGGCGUCACAGCUUUGCAAAAGGCAGCUUCGGAAGGCCAGUUGGAGGUAGUACAAUUAUUACUGAAGCACAAUGCCGACAUCGCUCGUCAAGACAACGUGCAUGGAAAUUCAGCGCUGCACGAGGCAUCCUGGCGAGGGUACAGCCGAACCGUGGCCGCCCUGGCGAAGGCCCUCGGGACGCAACGUGCCCCUCUGCACGCGAGGAAUCUCGCUGGAUUCGCGCCGCUUCACCUCGCCUGCCAAAACGGCCACAACCAAAGCUGCCGCGAACUCCUCCUGGCGGGGUGCAAUCCUGACCUUCAAAACAACUAUGGAGACACGCCUCUUCACACAUCCGCACGAUACGGGCACGCUGGUGUCACGCGUAUUCUAAUUUCUGCGCUAUGCCGAGUCUCGGACCAAAAUAAAAACGGCGACACGGCGUUGCACAUCGCCGCGGCGAUGGGCCGUCGAAAGCUGACGAGGAUCCUGCUGGAGGCUGGCUGCGACCGUAGCCUACGUAACAAACAAGGAGAGACCGCGAAGGACAUAGCCAGGCGCAAGAACCUGACGGAGAUACUCGAGAUAAUCAGUAAAGCGCGAAGCAAGAGCAGAACGCGAAGCAAGAGCCGCGAGGAGGACGGCGUAGCGUCUGGCUCGGCCUCAGCCAACGCCAUCGCCGCGGACAAGGUCGAUGGGAAGAGCAACAAGAGCGAGAAGAAGCGAGAGAAGACUGGUAGUGGUACCAGCGGCAGUAGGGACAGUUGCACGAAGAAGGAGAAAAAGAAGCACAAAUCGUCCGGCAAGCAGAACAAGGUCCACUUCGAGAAGGCCGUGAUGGGUAGACAGUGGUCGCCGUACGGGUGCCACUACUACCCCGAUCCGGAAGCGUUCCCCCAGCCCCGUUUGGAUUCCCUGCCACCGGAUCCGUUGGGCCGUGGCGAACAGUACUACCUAGACCUGGCAGGGAACAUCAGAAAGGGACCGGUGGGAGUGGGCUACACCUGCUAUUGCGCGCCGUUCUUCAGGCACAUGGAGGCCAAGCUCGAGAGGGACAAAGCUGAGCUGAAAGCGCACAUUGAUCAGGCCCACGAGAGGCUGGACCUGAAGGUGGCCAAUCUCGAGAGGAGGACCAGGGGACAGAUCUCCGAGCUGACCAGAUGCGUGGCGGCGGAGAGGUCCAGGUGCGACGAGAGGCACACCCACCUGCAGCAACGUUUAGCUCGCGGUGGCAGAGGCAGACACAGCGAGCGACCGGCCAAAGCGUCGUUCGCCAACGAUCAGUCGUUCCCACCGGCCCGUGCCAGGUCGCUCGAGGAUUUACUGGACGACAGACCGCACGACAGGAGCUUCGAGAUCCCAGGCGAGACGCCCAUACACCGUGGCAGCCUGGACGAUCUCGAUAUACCAGCCAUACCGAGGCUCAGCAAAUCCAUGAGGGAUCUCCCGUCGGGUUCCGGUGUCUCGAGGUCAACGCUGAGGGUGCUCGACGUUCCAGCCAGGCUGAACGAGACGUUCGACGGGGUGAUCAAGCAGGAUCGCAGCUCGCCUCUCGGGGCUGCAUCCUCGCCAUCGAUCGGGUCCAGGCAGCAGGUCCAUCAGCAGCGCGAUCAUUCGUCUCGGGAGCAUGGCAUGAACUCCUGCCAAGAGGAGGGCAACGCGACGCGGAAGAGCGACGACAACUUGAACGAGUGGAGAUCGUCGGGACGACGGAGCGUUCACGAGAUGAUCAAGAGAUUUCAGCAAGUACCUGGCAUGCACAAUGGUUGGCGAGGUCCUCGUUCAGGAAGCAGCGAACCAACCAGCCCCGAGCACAGUCAGUGUUCCCAAAAUCAGAGGGUCCAGCCCCAGGGAGGCGUUGGAAACGGUUGGCAUGGCGAAGGUAACGACAGCGAGAGCAGCGAGGGGGAUGACGACGAGCAACCGGAAGCACUUAGCGGUGGGAUCUCUGGAAAAGGAGUGAUAUCGGAGCACGUGCAUUACGACAGCAUAGCCAGAAUGCCAUAUAGAUCCCGUAAUGCAGUUUAUAGCCCGACACCGCCUUUGCAUGAUGCGCACAAUGAUUCAGGAUAUAGUACCCGCAUGUACGGUUCCAGUAAAGGUGCUUCUCCUUCGUUAUCAGGUCAACUGGAAUGCGACGUGAUUCUGCCGACCACACCGAACACAUUUCCCAGCGGUGAACAACUGGCUGCACUGUUGGAGCAACCCAGGAACCACGAUCUCACGGUCUACGAACGCGGUGCCGACAAUGUUGUCAUUAACAUCGGAACCGCGAGUCUCGUUUAAGAGAUACUUCCAAAGACAUCGACUUCGCAUAAUUUCAUGAUACCUACUCAGGUGUUUAUACGAUAACAUAAAUAUCGUGUACAAAUCAAACUGUUCAUACUAUUAGGCAAUAAUUAUGUACAAAAUAAUUUUUGUUUAAAGAUCGAAGUAUUCUGGUUUCGUAAAUAGUUUAUGGUGAAACGUUGAUAAAAUUAUGAUAAACUAUGAUAAACUGGAAGAUGUAAAUUCCUUGUAGCAAUAGAAAUUCACUGGUUGGAAUUCUAUCUAUUUUUGAAAGACGUAUGGCAAAAUACCUGUU